This is a messenger RNA of Colius striatus (speckled mousebird), 512 nucleotides long. Its product is annotated as protein S100-A4. Gene Ontology annotation, molecular function: calcium ion binding; transition metal ion binding. Gene Ontology annotation, cellular component: cytoplasm. The record is from RefSeq and is a predicted model, not a curated record. The transcript is spliced from 3 exons. NCBI's taxonomy places the organism in Eukaryota, Metazoa, Chordata, Aves, Coliiformes, Coliidae. Bases 117 to 419 code for a protein of 100 amino acids.
GUGAGGGAGGUGUCCCAGGCAGGGCUAUAAAUGCCGUGGCCUGACGCUGACUCGCUUCCCACCCUGCCUGUCCUCGCCUGUUUUCCUUUGAGCUCUUGGUUUGCUUGGCAUCCCCCAUGGCAUCUCCCCUGGAGCAGUCCCUGGCUGUGAUAGUUUCCACCUUCCACAAGUACUCGGGGAAGGAGGGUGACAAGUAUAAGCUCAGCAAGCAGGAGCUCAAAGACAUGCUGAUGAAGGAGCUGCCCAGCUUCAGUAGCCAAACCAGCGAGGCCAGCAUCCAGCAGCUCAUGCGUAACCUGGACAGCAACAGUGACAGUGAGGUGGAUUUCCAGGAGUACGUGACCUUCCUGGCCUGCAUGGCCAUGAUGUGCAACGACUUCUUCCAGGACUACCCUGACAAGAUGCCACGUAGGAAGUGAGCACAGGGCAUUGCCCCUGGCUCCAUCUCUGCCCCCCCAUCACCAUCCCGUUGUCUUCCUGAUGUUCUGUCAAUAAAAGUCACUUUAAACCAA